AUGGUUCUGAGGCCUGUCUGUGCAUUGUGCACGGACUCGUGUGCUGUCUGUAAGGAUGGCACACCAACCGGCUGUCAGCAGUGCAGCCCCGGCAAGAUCCUGAACUUCUCGAUCGCCUCCAGUGAGAGUGCAGACUGCGUUAGCCAGUGUUCUGUUGGUAGUGAGUGUGCAGAGUGCGUGGGGGAGCUCUUCGUGAGCCUGGACGGGCAGUCGUGCCUGGAGGAGUGCAGCGGGGACAAGGUAGUGGGAGAGGUGUCCGGCGGCGUGCGGAGGUGCUGGUGCGAGCGGGGCUUCCUGCCGGCGCUGGACAGGUCCGGGUGUGUGCUCCCAAUCGAGUGUCCUCCUGACAUGCCGUCGUGUGCUGCCUGCGAUGAGUCGGGCAGGUGCCUCUUGUGUGCCACCUCGGGCCACAACGUUCAAGUAGACCAGCGGACGUGUGCAGAAGGGUGCGGUGCCAGGGCCUCAUCGAACCAGGGGGUGUGUAUGUGCGAGACUGGUACAAUUCUUGAUAAGGGCGUCUGCGUCCCAGCCAAUGAUGUAGCUAAAAGAAAAACGGCGGCAAUCGCAGGAGGGACGGUGGCCGGGGUAGCUGUCAUCGGCGUUUUGGUUGGUUUCCUUUGCUGGUGGUUCAUUUUUAGGGGCAAGCGCACCAGUGCCCCAUCAAAUGCUACGUCCAUCACGCUGAGUCUACGUGGUAACACAGUGCUCGCCAAUGCAUAG
Giardia duodenalis is the source of this 720-nucleotide messenger RNA. RefSeq names its product High cysteine membrane protein. Lineage: Eukaryota; Fornicata; Diplomonadida; Hexamitidae. The record is from RefSeq and is a predicted model, not a curated record. The transcript has a single exon. Bases 1 to 720 code for a protein of 239 amino acids.